AUAUCCCGACCGUAUUUCGUCGUUUACAGUACCCGGCGGCCCGGUAGCGGUACCCGUGCUGUUAGUGUUGCGUUGCAUGCAUUGGAAUUGUUUUGAGGAGUUGAUGCAACCAUGGAUGACGCCGACUUGGAAAAGCUUUCAAUCAAGCCAGGCUCCCUAAAUCCCAAAUUCAACAGAAACACUACAGAAUACAACGUGACGGUAGCAAGUGAUGUGGGCAAAUUAACCAUCAGUUGUUUGACAAGUGACAGCAAUGCAAGCUAUCAAAUUGUGGGAGGGGAUGGAGGAAGGACUGUAGAUCUUGCCGAGGGGAAGACGACAACGAUCAAGAUUGAUGUAUCAGCUGAAGAUGGCACUUCCAAGCUGUACAUCAUCCACGCCAAGAGGCUGUCUGCCACUGAUGCUUCCUUGAGUGGUAUCAAGAUAGCAGAUGGGUGUCUAGUUCCUGACUUUGACCCGGAUACACUCAACUAUUCAUGCCUCCUUCCUUACACUGCCAGUGCACUAAAGGUUACUCCUACCGCUCCUGAUAAGAAGAAUGCGGUGAAGGUCAAUGGUCAAGACCCAGGGUCAGAGGUCAACCUCAAUGUGGGUGACACAGCUGUGGAGAUUGAGGUCACGUCUGCUGACGGUUCCAAUAAGCAGACGUACACAGUGAAUGCCACGAAAAAAUGGCUGGGUCGUGCAGUGCAGUUUGCAGAUUGCAAAGAUGCCAUGAAGUAUGAAUGCCCAAUCACCACCAGCCCAUUCUACAAGCCAUGUAGUAUCAAAGGGUCGGAACCAAAGCAUGUUUUCAGUGAACCAAUCAUCAAUGAAUUGACAAGGACAUCAAAGGUGGAUCCACUGGAUGGGACACCCCUAGAGAAUGAAUGGAAGGUUCCAGAGGGAGGCAUCGAGAAGGAAUUGUCCGGUGCUACAGUGUGCUGUCUCUACUCAUAUACAGGAUGUGAAGAGAAGAUGAAGUACAGUGCUCUAGGUGCUCAUAUCAAGAUGUGUGACAAGAGACCAAAGAUUGAUGCAGAUCCAGAGAAUACUGACACCUGCAAAGAGUGCAGUCGCAAACUCUACAAAGAAGAAAUGGAAUGGCACAAGAGCAACAUGUGUACAAGCAAACACACCAGUAGGGAACUCAAACAUGCUAUAAAGAGCCAUGAUUGGGAGAAGAAGCUACAAGGUUCUGAACAAUCUGGUAGUGUGGACCAGCUCAUGUCAAAGGCCAAAGAACUCAUCAAGAAAUAUAGAAGUGCACUGCCGAAAAAAGGUCAGUCGUCACGUUUUGACGAGGGGGGAUCUCCCCUUGACCUGCUCCACACAGCUGCUGUGAACCUGGCGUGUGCCAUCAAGCAGAAGCCCAAACAAGCCGACCUCCAUUUCACCUUGGGUCUUGUCCUGGAGGAGACCUAUCAUGCACAGGAUAUGUAUGGACUCAAGAAGGAUGAUGAUGACCUUGAUGACAGCAUGGCGAUCCUGUCCCUUGGCCUGAGCACCAAGUCCAAGGACAGCAGCAAGGAGGAUGACAUCCAGGCCAUCUGUCAGCAGAGGGGGGCAGGGGCCAACGCCCCUCUCGCCCGACAGCUUCAGGCCAUUGAUGAGGAGUUCAAGCACCUGCUCAACAGCGGUCAGUCACAGAAGUCUGACUAUGUCCAGGAGCUCUACCUGUUCAAGUCCAAGCAGGCUACUCAAGGUGGUAAGACGUCUCAGGCAGCGUCUGACGAGAGCAACCCGCUAGGUCAGGCAUGCCUCAAGUUCAUGGAUUCCCUCUCCCUGGAGCAGAACAGUGUCAUGUACAACAUCCAUGUAGGAAGGCUUCUACUGCUACAGGACAAGGUGGAAGAUGCCCUCACAAGGCUACAGCAUGCAGUGGGCCUCAAACCAUUCCUACCCAUCGCUAGAUUCUACCUCGGCCUAGCAUUAGUCCAGCAGAAGAGUGGCCCAGGAGCCAGGACCAAAGAAGCCAUGACCUACCUGAACGACGGUGUCCAGUACCUGUUAGAGCUCACAUCAAAACAGGCUGAAACUGUCGAGGACAGUUGCCCAUGUGAUCUACAUUCUGAAGACCUUUGGAGGUCCUCCAGUGGCCAGCUUCUCAAGGGAUGUAUAGAGCUGGGAAAGCUGCUCAAGAUAACUCCUACAUCAGGCUUCCUCACUGCUGCAGAUGUCUUUCACAGUGCUGCUAUCUUGGCAGGGCAGAACUUAUGCACACUGCCCUCUAGAGGUGACACCUACCAGUCAAUGGAGUGGGUGCUCCUGGACGUCCAUGCCAUCCUGCUGGAGAUGCUGAUGGAGAAAGAUGCAGGGAACGCUCCGUGGAUCGCUCAACGAUGCCAGCGUCUCUCUUCUCUUGUCAGCUGCUCCACCAUCCCACAGAGUCAGCAGGUCCUCAAGCUCCAGGAACAGACAUGUCAAAAGGGAGUGAUAGCCCAACCAUGCAACAGCCAGGCUCUGUGUCACCUGGGCAACUCACAGCUAGCCAUGCACGAGAAUGACCCGACCUCUGACCUGGGCAAGAAGGCUCUCCUGGAUGCAAUGUUAUCCUUUAGGGCAAGCAUGGAGAACGAGGGCAAACCCAGUAUAGGGGGUGACCUGCCAGCUCAGAUAACGGAACAAGGAUGGUGGCAGGAGAAAAAGAAAAAGGAAGAAGCAGCAGCAACUAGUAAGACAGCAGCAGAUAAGGGUAAGGGCGUGGCCCCCAAGGCUGCCCCAGCUAGGGGAGCUGCUGCAGGGAGGGGCACUCCAACUUCUAGGGGUACAACAAGAGGAGCACCAGCAACAGCAAGAGGAGGUGCAGCCAAGGCAGCACCUGCCACCAGGGGAGGCGCCGCACGUGGGCGUGGCACCACCUCAGGGGCAUCCAAGGGUGCCCCAGCCCGUGGCCGAGGAGGCGGCACCACCACCAAACCUCCUGCAGGGGCUAAAUCAGGCCAACCUAGCAAGACGGCUCCAGCCAAAGCAGUAACUACCCCCUCUCCGGAGCCAAGUAAAGAGGCAGCUGCUAAACCAGCCUCGACCAAGACUACCCCUGUGCCAGCCAACGCUCCUUUGAACCGCAUGAGCUACCUUCCACGCCUUGGUCUAGCGAGGGCGCUAGCCAAAGAGACUGAAGAUACAAAGGAAUCAAGGAUGCUCUAUGAUGAUGUCAUCACUAUGGCACCUAAGGUUAGUCUAUGGAUAUAUAUCAACACUGACUUGAUAUUCCUAUUCCUAUUUCUUCAUGCUGCGUGUUUUUGUCGGAGGUUAGGUUUGCAAUUGGGUAUAUGUUUGGGUGAAGGAAGGGGUGCAGGGGAAAGAACUGUAAAAGUAAAUAUAUUUGCGGUACAUUCAUUUUCGCGGAUUACGCGCUAAGAUCGGCGUGAAUUUAAAAAAAAAAAUU
Molecule: messenger RNA, 3370 nt
Organism: Strongylocentrotus purpuratus (purple sea urchin)
Lineage: Eukaryota; Metazoa; Echinodermata; Echinoidea; Camarodonta; Strongylocentrotidae
Exons: 18
Coding region: 112-3342 (1076 amino acids)
Biological process (GO): protein polyubiquitination; ubiquitin-dependent protein catabolic process
Molecular function (GO): ubiquitin protein ligase activity; protein binding
Source: RefSeq, a predicted model, not a curated record